CCUGCUCGUGGAGUUUGCCCUGUCCGUGGCGGAGAAGAUGCAAGCGCAGGACGUGCUGCGGGGCCUGCGGCUCCCCGAGCUCGACGACCUGGGCCAGCUCGUGCGCAGCCUGCCGGCCACGGCGCUCGUGGGGCUGGGCGCCUUCGCGGCCGUGCUCGCCUACUGGUUCGCGUGCCGGCCCAAGGCCGUGCAGCCGCCCUGCGACCUCGCCAGGCAGUCGGCAGAGGUGGAGGGCUCGGAUGGUGCACGGAGAUCCGUGAUAGGUGACAACGACCAGCUACUCACACACUACUACGAUGACGCCAGGACCAUGUACGAGGUCUUCAGAAGAGGGUUUAACAUCUCUGAGAACGGCCCCUGCCUGGGAUUCAGGAAACCCAAGCAGCCCUACCAGUGGUUGUCCUACAGAGAGGUCUUUGAAAGAGCCGAAGCCUUGGGUUCAGGGUUGCUUCAGCAGGGAUGCAAACCAUGCCCAGAGCAGUUUAUUGGAGUCUUUGCUCAAAACCGCCCCGAGUGGAUCAUUUCUGAGCUGGCUUGCUACACUUACUCCAUGGUGGUGGUUCCCCUGUACGACACCUUGGGGCCUGGAGCCAUCCGGUACAUCAUCAACACAGCGGACAUUUCCACGGUCAUCUGUGACAAGCCAGAAAAGGCCCGGGUUCUCCUGGACCACGUGGAGAAGCAGGAAACGCCGGGGCUCAGCAACAUCAUCCUGAUGGACCCGCUCGAGAAGGAGCUGCAGGAGCGAGGGGCGCGCUGCGGCGUGCGCGUCCAGGCCAUGCGCGACGUGGAGGAGCGUGGCCGUGAGUGCCGACACGUCCCUGUGCCUCCUCGGCCAGAAGAUCUGUCAAUCGUCUGUUUUACUAGUGGCACAACAGGCAACCCCAAGGGCGUCAUGCUGACCCACGGCAACGUGGUCGCGGACUUCUCAGGCUUCCUCAAAGUGACCGAGAGUCAGUUGGCUCCCACUAGCGCAGAGGUGCACGUUUCCUAUUUGCCUUUAGCACACAUGUUUGAGCGAAUGGUGCAGUCCGUCGUGUACUGCCACGGGGGGCGGAUCGGCUUCUUCCAAGGGGACAUCCGGCUGCUGUCGGACGACAUGAAGGCGCUGCGCCCGACCAUCUUCCCCGUGGUGCCGCGGCUCCUCAACAGGAUGUACGACAAGAUCUUCAGCCAGGCGGACACCCCGCUGAAGCGCUGGAUGCUGGAAUUUGCAGCCAAGCGGAAGAAGGCCGAAGUUCACAACGGCAUCAUCAGGAACGACAGCCUGUGGGACAAGAUCUUCUUCAAUAAGAUACAGGUAAGGGCUAUCAUCACCAGAGUUUUUGCUGUGUAACAGUGAAAUAUUGUGUAGGUUUCAAGGUGCAUGUUUCUUUGCCAGGUGUACGAGGGUUAUGGGCAAACCGAAUGCACCGCCGGCUGCACCUUCACCACCCCCGGGGACUGGACAUCAGGUCAUGUUGGAGCCCCUCUGCCCUGUAAUUUGAUCAGACUGACGGACGCGGAGGAAUUGAAUUACUUUGCUUCCAAGGGAGAAGGAGAGAUAUGUGUGAAAGGACCAAACGUUUUCAAGGGUUAUCUAAAAGAUGAAGAGAAGACGACUGAAGCGCUGGAUGAGGAAGGCUGGCUUCACACGGGAGACAUAGGGAAAUGGUUACCUAAUGGGACUCUUAAAAUUAUUGAUCGGAAAAAGCAUAUAUUUAAACUUGCUCAGGGAGAAUAUAUUGCGCCGGAGAAGAUUGAGAAUAUCUAUAUCCGCAGUGACCCCGUUGCCCAGAUAUAUGUCCAUGGAGACAGCUUGCAGGCCUUUCUGGUGGGAAUUGUAGUACCCGAUUCGGAAGUUAUGCCAGGCUGGGCCAAGAAGAGAGGAUUUGAUGGAUCCUAUGGAGACCUCUGCAAAAACAAGGAACUACGGCGAGCAAUAAUGGAAGAUAUGGUCCGGCUAGGUAAGGAGAGCGGACUUCACUCCUUUGAGCAGGUCAAAGGCAUUUACAUUCACUCCGAUAUGUUCUCAGUGCAGAACGGUUUGUUGACGCCUACACUGAAGGCUAAGAGACCAGAGCUAAGGGUUUACUUCAAAAAGCAGAUCGAAGAGCUAUAUUCAAGCAUCUCCAUCUGAAGUGGUGGGAGGACU
Tinamus guttatus (white-throated tinamou) is the source of this 2134-nucleotide messenger RNA. The record is from RefSeq and is a predicted model, not a curated record. NCBI's taxonomy places the organism in Eukaryota, Metazoa, Chordata, Aves, Tinamiformes, Tinamidae.